Messenger RNA from Plodia interpunctella (Indianmeal moth), 1566 nucleotides. RefSeq names its product kin17 (gene kin17). NCBI's taxonomy places the organism in Eukaryota, Metazoa, Arthropoda, Insecta, Lepidoptera, Pyralidae. The transcript is spliced from 7 exons. Bases 242 to 1399 code for a protein of 385 amino acids. Gene Ontology annotation, biological process: DNA damage response; DNA replication. Gene Ontology annotation, molecular function: double-stranded DNA binding. Gene Ontology annotation, cellular component: nucleus. The record is from RefSeq and is a predicted model, not a curated record.
GUCAAAUUCGUGAUUGUUAAGUGAGAGUGAGUGAAUAAUUGUGAAGGAAGCGAAGUGGUUUUAAUUUUGUAUUUUGCUUAGAUAUUUUACUAUUCUUCUUUAUUAAUUAUAUCAGUAAAAUAUGAUCAAAUUGUAAUAACAGUUUUAUAAGUACACAAAACAAUUCUAUUUCAAUAUCAAAAAAGACAGUCUGACUAGUCAGUGACAGUGUACCUCGAAAACACAAAAAUUAUCAUCAAAAAUGGGUGGUAAAGCUGAGAAAGGCACUCCAAAAUACAUUGCAAACAAGAUAAAGGCCAAAGGACUGCAGAAACUGCGAUGGUAUUGUCAAAUGUGUCACAAACAGUGUCGCGAUGAAAACGGUUUCAAAUGCCACACCAUGUCGGAGUCGCAUCAAAGGCAACUGUUAUUAUUUGCUGAUAAUGCCAAUAAAUAUAUAGACGAGUUCUCCAAGGAGUUUUCUGAUGGAUACUUGGAGUUGUUGAAGAGACAGUUUGGUACUAAAAGAGUGAAUGCAAAUAAAGUUUAUCAAGAUUAUAUUUCAAAUAGAGACCAUCUUCACAUGAAUGCAACACAAUGGGAGACGCUGACAGAGUUUGUGAAGUGGCUCGGUCGUGAAGGGAAGUGUGUUGUGGACGAGACAGAGAAAGGUUGGUUCGUAGCGUACAUUGACCGGGACCCGGCCGCGGUCGCUGCUAUGGAGGCUAAGGCGAAGAAGGAGAAGAUGGAGAAAGAUGAUCAGGAAAGGAUGCUAGAAUUCAUAGAGAAGCAGGUGGAGAGGGGCAAGAAAGAGGGGUCGAGCUCGGAGCCCACGUACUCGGAGUUCAAGAGGGCGAGCAGUCAGGAACGGGUCACACUCAGCCUCAACCUGAAGAGGAAGGCCGAAGACAAAAAAUGCGAACUGCCAACAUCAGCGCUGAAACAGAAGUCGAAGGAAGACAGUAAGAAAGUGAGGGUUCAGGAGAAAAAUGACAAGAACAAACAAAGCGCUUUAGACGAGAUCAUGAAGAUGCAGGAGAAGGCAAAGGAGAAAGCUAACAGAAAAGACUAUUGGUUAACGGAAGGUAUAGUUGUGAAAAUAAUAACUAAAUCUUUGGGAGACAAGUUUUACAAAAGAAAAGGAGUGGUCGAGAAAGUUGUAGAGAAAUACGGUGCUCAAGUGAAACUCAUCGACGAAGAAGUCAGACUUAAGUUAGAUCAGAAUCAUUUGGAAACGGUGAUACCGUCUGCCGGACGCUCAGUUCGCUUUGUAAAUGGGGCGUAUCGCGGACACGCGGGCGUGUUGAGGGUUAUCGACACGGGCCGCUAUUGCUGUGACGUCGAGAUAUCUGAGGGACUUUUGACGGGCCGGUUAGUUCGUGACGUUCAAUAUGAAGAUAUUUCCAAGAUGGCGUCAUGACACUAAAUAAAGGAAAAUAUGAAUUUUUUACCAGUUUAAUUUCCACUUAAUUUCAAUUUCCUUCACGUUCGUUAUCUCGUCAACAAUGUAUCUUUUAUAAAUUAUUAUUUAUGUUAAAACUCAAGGUUUUAUUAAAGGGACAAGACACUUCUUGUUUCAUUGCAUUA